GGCCGCCUCUCCCGUGGCUCUCGCCCGGGUACCAUGUGCGGUGCCUGUCGCCUGCCGCUGUCACCCUGCUCUCCCGGAGCCGAGUCCUUUCUCUCUGGUACUACCUGGCUGGGAAAGGAGCCUGAUUCACCCCAGCCGGGCCCCAGCAGAUGCCAGAGGGAGCAGCCUCAUCCCAUCACCUCAGGCCCGUGGAAGGAGGGCGACUCUGCUCCUGACUCGGCACCUCGCACCUGGGUGGCAAGAGGUUCCUGGAGAGGCAGAUCAGCUGUCCCCAAUCAUGCCCCAUUUCCUGGAUUGGUUUGUGCCAGUGUAUCUGAUGAUCUCCAUUCUCAUCCUGGUGGGCUUUGGAGCUUGCAUUUACUACUUUGAGCCAGGACUUCAGGAAGCCCAUAAGUGGCGAACGCAGAGGCCGAUCAUGGAACGAGACCUUCGGAAGACACUGAUGAUUCGGGACAACCUGGCCUUUGGGGUGCCCGAGGUCUGACACGCUGCUCAUCACAUCCAGAAGAGACUCCCCUGGGUGGGCAGCAAUCCACAGUCCUCGGCAGGGAUAACAGUCCUGAUGGCUGAUGGUCUCUUCACUCUGCUGAUCUGGGUCUCAUACUUACCACUCACCUUUCUGCCCCUUUGCUUCUUAGGCAAGGUUUGUGUGCCACUGGAGACCUGGGGCUUCCCAUGUGCUCACAGCCCUUCCCCCAGCCAAGGAUUUCUGCUCGUCCCCAUGGAUGAGACUGAUGAAUCACUUAAAUGAAAAGUCCCUUGUUAAUCACUGGAGUUUGAGCUGCCUGGCAUCUUGACAUAACCUUCAGCAGGAAAGGUCUCUGCAGGGGUAUCAGGCUUGCAAAGGGAUACAGAGCCUUCUACUGCUAUUCACUGUGUUAAAUCUAACCCAGUCUGUUGCAGUACAGGGGGUAUUUGGGGGAAAUAAGUGGGAUUUUAACCCAGAUCAUUGCUUAAGCUGAGCUCUUCACAACACCCACCCUUGGUGCUGGGAUGAUAAACUUGCUGAAGCUCUGUGCAGAGAGGCCAAGGGCUCAGCAAGCCUCAGAGGCUGAAAGUCUUUAUCCCUGCUGAAGGUGCAAUGCUGCUCUGUGUCUGUUUGGGUGAUGCAGAACUUCAUCCACCCAUCCAUCCAUUCCAGAUGCACUACAUUCCAAUUAAAGAUCUUUACUAAUGAA
Molecule: messenger RNA, 1178 nt
Organism: Apus apus (common swift)
Lineage: Eukaryota; Metazoa; Chordata; Aves; Apodiformes; Apodidae
Gene: SMIM45
Product: small integral membrane protein 45
Exons: 4
Coding region: 278-484 (68 amino acids)
Source: RefSeq, a predicted model, not a curated record